Molecule: messenger RNA, 2220 nt
Organism: Eimeria necatrix
Lineage: Eukaryota; Apicomplexa; Conoidasida; Eucoccidiorida; Eimeriidae
Exons: 2
Coding region: 1-2220 (739 amino acids)
Source: RefSeq, a predicted model, not a curated record
AUGCGGCUGCUCUACGGGGGCCCCUCUGGGGGCCCCCGGCCUCCUCGCCUCCGCGGGUCGUUCUUGCUGCACAGCAACGCAGCAGCAGCAGCAAAGACAUUCCUACGACGGCAGCAGCAGCCUCUGCAGCAACCCAACCAGCUGCAGCAGCGGCGCCUUUCCCUGCCAUUUGCUGGCUUCACAACCCACACUGCAGCAGCAGCAGCAGCAGCAGCAGCAGCAGCAGCAGCGGCAGCAGACUCGCUUUCACAGCAAAAUAGGCCCCCCGUGAAGCUGCCACCUUAUGUUCAGCAGCUCACAUUGGGCUCUUGGACUCUUUUCUUUUAUCCUGUCCCUCAAUACCUCAAGUCCAUAGAAGGGGCCCUUGCCGGGGCCCCCCAAGGGGCCCUGCAGGGGGCCCCCCAAGGGGCCCUGCAGGGGGGCCCCCAAGGGGCCCCGCAGGGGGGCCCCCAAGGGGGCCCCGAAGGACUUCCUGAGGAAGGUCCGAGUGCCUGGGAGGGGGCUGUGCUUGUUGCUGAAAUGCAGCCUAGUCUGCUGUGUUUGGAGUGCUGCAGCAGCAGACUGCAGCAGCUAGCAGCAGCAGCAGCAGCAGCAACAGCAGCAGCAGCUGCAAGGGGGUCUUCCCUUGAGGCGGAGACACGGAAGCAGCAGAGGCGACUCGCCAAGGGACUCUCGCUUCUCACCUCCUUUGAUGGCGGUUUGCUGCAUGCAGCGCUGCUGCCAGUUGUCGUUGCUGCAGGGGCCCUGCAGGGUCUUGCAGGGGCCCCUGGGGGGCCCCCCAGGGGGGCCCCCCCCUUCUUCCAGGAGGCCCCCCCGUCGGCCUGUGGGGGCCCCCUGGGGGGCUGGGGGGGCCCCGCAGCUGGGGGAGGGGGCCCCACAGUAGGGGCGGGGGGGCCUCCGGGCCCCCCGGGGGGGCCCCCGGGGCCCCCGGGAGGGCCCCCGGGACCCCCGGGGGGGCCCCUGGGGCCCCCGGGGGGGACCCCGGGGCCCCCAGGGGGGCCCCCGGGGCCCCCGGGGGGGCCCCUGGGGCCCCUCGUUUAUGCAGUAGACCGAAAUAAAACCACAACAGCAAGAAGGCUGCAAGAGUGUUUGCUGCUGCAGGCGACGCAGCUGCGGGCCUUUAGGCGCUGCGUGCUGGAGGCCCUAGGGUCUCGCUGGGCUUGGGGGCCCCCAGAUCCGAGGGGUGGGGGGCCCCCCAGCAGCCCCCGGGGGGGCCCCCAGUACCCUGGGGGGGGGCCCCCAGCCUCCACCGCCUGGGGGGCCCCCCAGUGGGCCCAGCAGCAAAAGGAGCUCUUCCCUGCGGGCUACCAAGUGCUGCUGGAAGAGAGGGCCUCUUGUGCUGCAGCAAAUAUCUGGAAUGCAAUUCAAGACGCAGAAGCCCGAAUGGGGCACUGGGGGCCCCCACAGGGCCCAGGGGGCCCCUGCGGGGGCCCCUCGGGGGGCCCCUUGGGGCCAGCUGGGGAGGCCCUUCAUCAAGGGGGGCCCCGGGGGCCCCCAGCGGGAGGCCCCGCGGCACAGGGGGCCCCCUCAGCAGCCCAGGCUGAAGGAGAGGGUCAUGUGGAAUACUUGGGAGGGGGGCCCCCGGGGCCCCCGGGGCCUCCUGAGGGGGGAAGGGUACUGGGAGAAGGGCCCCCUGGGGGUGCCCCCCAGAGGGUCUCCUGGGAACCUCCCAGGGGGGCCCCUGGGGGCCCCCGCGUGGGCUUUGUGUUUUGUUCCGCAGCGCUGUUGCCGCUGCUGAUUGAGGCCCUGCAGCAGGUGCAUGCAGUGGAAGCCCCAAAGGCAGCAGCAGCAGCAGCAGCAGCAGCAGCAGCAGCUGCUGCUGCUGCAGGGGAGAAGGCGCACUACCGCACGUCUAUGUUCGCUGCUCUGCAUAGGUCGCCCCCGUGUCUGCUGCCUUUGCUGCUGCUGCGCUUCGUGCUGCUGCCUGCUGCUGCUGCUUAUGGCAUUGCUGCUGCUGUUGCUGCUCUUUCCUCUUGGGCCCGGGGCUGCCUCCACAGAGGCGAACCCCCAGCAGCAGCAGCAGCAGAGCUGCAUGUGCCCAUAGAUGGGGAUUCGCUGCCUCAGAGGCCCCAGAGGCCCCACAGGGGGCCCCUCGAGGGGGGCCCCCAGAGGCCCCACAGGGGGCCCCUCGAGGGGGGCCCCCCAAGGGGGCCCCCCUUAGGGACGGCAGCAAACCGAGCUGGUGGCUGGCAGCAAGGCCUGGGCGGUAUACUUUCUUGA